AUGUUCCAGAUGCUUCAAACUGUGGGUCAGUUUAGUGGGAUGCCAACAGAGGAUCCUCACCUUCACCUUCGCUUGUUCAUUGAAGUAAGUGACUCUUUCAAGCUGCCCGGAGUGACAGAGGAUGCAUUGAGACUAAAUUUGUUCCCAUACUCCUUGAGAGAUAGAGCCAGAGCUUGGUUGAACUCCUUGCCAUCUGAUUCUGUGAGUACUUCGCAAGAGUUGGCUGAGCGGUUUUUGAUGAAGUAUUUUCCUCCCACUAAAAAUGCCAAGCUUCGCAAUGAGAUUACUUCAUUUCAACAACUUGAUGAAGAAUCCUUAUAUGAGGCAUGGGAGCGGUUUAAGGAGUUGUUACGCAAAUGCCCUCACCAUGGCAUUCCUCAUUGCAUCCAAAUGGAGACCUUCUAUAACGGUCUUAACGCUCAUACUAGGAUGGUGGUUGAUGCUUCAGUGAAUGGGGCUCUUCUUGCUAAGUCCUAUAAUGAGCGGCCCACUUCUAGAUUGUAUACCGGUAGAAAGGUGGCCGGUAUUCAUGAUGUAGAUGCCAUCACUUCUUUGGCGGCCCAAGUAUCUUCUAUUUCUAAUAUGCUCAAGACAAUGAAUAUGGGGAUGAAUCAAUCAAUGGGGCAGCCUAUGGGGACACAAAUGGGGCAAAUGGAGAGCAUUUCUUGUGUGUAUUGUGGUGAGGGUCAUACUUUUGAUAACUGUCCUUCUAAUCUGGCAACUGUAUGUUAUAUGGGGAACCAAAAUAGGAAUGGUCCUUAUUCUAAUUCCUACAACCCAUCAUGGGGGCAACACCCCAAUUUUUUAUGGAGUAAUCAAGGAGUUGGCCCUAUUAAUCCUUCGAUGCCUCCAAGACCAAAUUUUCCACCAGGUUACCCCCCUCAAGCACAACAACAAAGACCACAACAACAAACAAUGCAAUCUAGCUCUCUUAAGAACAUGUUGAAGGAAUAUAUAGUGAAUAAUGAAGCCAUGAUUCAGAGCCAAGCGGUUUCAUUGAGGAACUUAGAAAACCAAGUUGGGCAACUAUCUAAUGAGCUUAUAAAUAGACCCCACGGUACACUGCCAAGUGAUACCGAGAAUCCAAGGAGUAUGGGGAAGGAAAAUUGUAAAGCUGUCACUUUGAGGAGUGGAAAAGAGUUGGAGAAGGACAAGACCGAGUCUGGGCAUGAGGAUGAGCCUUCUUCAAUCCAAAUAAAUGAGGAACUCCAAAAAGAUGUUGAACUUCCUAGUGCACAAAAAUCUGCCUCUGCCCAGAAUGUUGCAGGGAUGCCGUAG
This is a messenger RNA of Humulus lupulus (European hop), 1278 nucleotides long. RefSeq lists its product as uncharacterized. Lineage: Eukaryota; Viridiplantae; Streptophyta; Magnoliopsida; Rosales; Cannabaceae. The coding region runs from base 1 to 1278 and encodes 425 amino acids. The record is from RefSeq and is a predicted model, not a curated record. The transcript has 2 exons.